AGGAGAUUGACUUCGUGCGACGCACGAUGUGGCUGCGGGUUGCCUGGUAUGACGAAGAGCGGCACUUGGUGCAGCUCGAGACCUGUCCUCCCUUCAGCUGGAGGCACAAGUUCGCUUGGAAGAAUUUGGGUGUCCUCGACAAGCCGCUGACCGCUGCCCACGUGGGCUGGCAGUGCGAGGGCGUGAAUGUCUUGGCCACGGAGGCGGCACGUCUGGGAGAUGUGGCGUUGAUGUCCGCGCUCACCAACAUGGGCGUGCACUACUCGGUGCAGACGCCCAUGACGUGGAGCCCGCUCCUAUGCUGCAUCAUGUACCCCCUUUGGAACGGGACGCGCUUCCUGGUGGAGCACAAGGCGGACAUCAACUACUCCCACGAUUGGCGCAUGUCGAACAACAUCCAGCGGCGCCAGCGCUGGACGCACCCGGAGGCGCUGUCACUUCAGCGUCCGCUGGCGAGCUGCACCCAGCUGCACAGGGUCAUUCUGGGCGGGGCCUUGCUGGAGGCAUACCAAGGCACGCUGGCCAUCGCUGACGACCUGGAUGUGAACCUCGUGCAUGCCCGGAGCGGAAUGUCGCUGCUGAUGUGCGCGGCCGCGGGGGGUCACGUCAGCCUGGCCGAGAAGCUCUUAGCCAAGGGCGCGCUGGUGAACGCUCGCACCUCAGAGAACUGCUGCGCUCUAUCCUUUGCCAUCGACUGCCUCAGCGAUGAGGAGGAGAGCCUCAAGAUGAUGCGGGUACUCUUGGAUGCCCGAGCCAACGUGCACGUGAAGUGCGGCGUGACCUACGACUACACCUGGGGCUCCUUGUUAGUGGGCCAGGGCAACCCCUUGGGCUGCGGGUGCUGCCUCCUGGGCCACGCCAAGAAGCUGGACCUGCUGGAGGAGCACGGCUAUGACCUGCAAGUCAGCAACGACAUGAAUGUGAGUUUGCUCUUCUUUGCUGGCCUCUACUCUACUGUCCAGCAAGACUCCUGGGAGUUGUGCGACCGCCUGGCGAGCCAAGGCCUAUCCUGGACGGCUCAGAUGGCUGGGAAGGAUGGGUCCACCUACGACAAGGGCUUCGGCAUCAUGACCAUUGGCAGCACAUUGAUCGACCGCCACGGCAAAGGCAGUGACCAGCGGAUGCUGCUCUGUCAGGUGAUCACCACCAUCCCCCAGGUGAAGUACUUGCUGAAAGCAGGUUGCAACGUCAAUGACUGUGGCACCAGCCUCGAUAAGCAGAACAUUCCCUGGGUGUGGACGAUGAUCACGUGCUCGCCUGAGACCGUGGUCGGAGACACCACUCUGCUAGAUAUCUGUAAAGAGGCCGGCUUUGUCUACAGCAAGGUGGCGAUGGCCUAUUACUACCCCCUGAUUCUGGACCUAAAGAUCGACACUCUCAUGAUCGCCUCCCUCAUCAGCUGCGACUCUCAGGUCGUCUUGUAUUUCAUGAAGGUUCAGGCGGAGGAGACCAAGUGCCCCUUGAACGUGGAGCCCAAGUGGGGCAAGGACGCGCUGUUCCAAGCCAAGCACGCUGGGAACAAGGUGUUUGUGGACACGUACGACGAUUGGCUGCGGGCCCGGAUGAAGCAGUACCAGGACAGCAAGGGGAAGAAGUGAGAGGAUCGCCCGGUCCGUUUUUCGCGGCCAAGAAACGCCGACUCUGGAG
Effrenium voratum is the source of this 1647-nucleotide messenger RNA. Lineage: Eukaryota; Dinophyceae; Suessiales; Symbiodiniaceae. The record is from the annotation of a GenBank genome assembly.